UGGAUACCCUCUCCCAGAAUCCAUCAUUUCAUCCCCGGUUUUGUUGCCCCAGUUUUCCAUUCCCACGUCCCAAUCGCAUCGUCACCCAUUUUUCACAAUCCUCACAGCUCCAAAACAAAACCAAUCCAAACACGCCUCUGCCUUCUCUCUUCUCUCUUCUCUCUUCUCUGUUCCCCUUUUUCACCACUAUAUAUAAGGAGACCUGGAGCAUAGACUUGUUCAUUUUGUACUGUGCUUGGAAUUCUUAUUUUUGGAUAAGUUUUGUGUACAGUGAUGGUGACCCCGAAAUUAGGGAGAAGUCCGAGCAUCAGAGAUAGAGUGGAAGACACUCUCUCUGCUCACCGCAACGAGCUUGUUGCUCUUCUCUCCAGGUAUGUGGCACAAGGAAAAGGGAUUUUGCAACCACAUCACUUGAUCGAUGAGCUCGAUAAUAUUGUAGGCGACGAUGUAGGGCGGCAGAAACUCAGUGAUGGUCCUUUUGGCCAAAUUCUGAAAUCUGCGCAGGAAGCGAUAAUUCUACCUCCUUUUGUGGCUAUUGCUGUUCGACCAAGGCCUGGUGUUUGGGAAUAUGUUCGUGUCAAUGUCCAUGAACUUAGUGUGGAUCAGUUGAGUGUUUCUGAAUAUCUGCGCUUCAAAGAAGAGCUUGUUGAUGGGAUGUUCAAUGAUUAUUAUGUGCUUGAGCUUGAUUUUGAGCCAUUCAAUGCAUCAUUUCCUCGCCCCAACCGAUCUUCGUCCAUUGGCAAUGGUGUCCAAUUUCUCAACCGUCAUCUCUCCUCAAUCAUGUUCCGAAAUAAAGAAUCGUUGGAACCAUUGCUUGAUUUUCUUCGAGCACACAAACAUAAAGGACAAGUCAUCAUGUUGAAUGAUCGGAUACAGAGUAUAUCCCGGCUGCAGUCUGCUUUGGUUAAGGCAGAGGAUCAUCUUUCUAAACUUCCACCAGAGACACCCUUUGGGGAGUUUGAAUAUGAAUUUCAAGGAAUGGGUUUCGAGAGAGGUUGGGGUGAUACCGCACAGAGGGUUCUGGAGAUGAUACAUCUUCUCUUGGACAUUCUUCAGGCUCCUGAUCCAUCUACCUUAGAGACAUUCCUAGGGAGAAUACCAAUGGUGUUUAAUGUUGUCAUUUUGUCUCCACAUGGUUACUUUGGACAAGCAAAUGUUUUAGGUUUACCUGAUACUGGUGGACAGGUUGUUUAUAUACUGGAUCAAGUGCGUGCUUUGGAGAAUGAAAUGUUGCUUAGAAUGCAAAAGCAAGGACUAGAUGUCACACCAAGAAUUCUUAUCGUGACCCGGUUAAUACCUGAUGCAAAAGGAACUACAUGCAACCAGCGGCUGGAAAGAGUCAGUGGAACAGAACACACACAUAUAUUGCGUGUUCCUUUCAGAACAGACAAAGGAAUUCUUCGUAAGUGGAUUUCAAGGUUUGAUGUGUGGCCUUAUCUGGAGACCUUUGCAGAGGAUGCAGCAAGUGAGAUUGCCGCUGAAUUACAAGGUGUUCCAGAUCUGGUCAUUGGAAACUAUAGUGAUGGAAAUCUCGUCGCAUCAUUGUUAGCUUCUAAGCUGGGAGUCACACAGUGCACCAUUGCACACGCGCUUGAGAAAACAAAGUACCCGGAUUCUGAUAUAUAUUGGAAAAAUUUUGACGAGAAAUACCACUUCUCAUGUCAAUUUACUGCUGACCUGAUAGCCAUGAAUAAUGCAGAUUUUAUCAUCACUAGCACAUACCAAGAGAUUGCUGGAUCGAAGAAUACCGUUGGUCAGUAUGAGAGCCACACUGCUUUCACUCUACCAGGGCUGUAUCGAGUUGUUCAUGGCAUAGAUGUUUUCGAUCCGAAGUUCAACAUUGUCUCUCCUGGGGCAGAUAUGUGCAUUUACUUUCCAUACUCUGAUGUUGAAAAAAGACUUACUGCCCUGCAUGGUUCAAUUGAAAAGCUCUUAUAUGAUCCUGAGCAGAAUGAAGAACACAUUGGUAUGCUGAAUGAUCGGUCAAAGCCCAUAAUCUUUUCCAUGGCAAGGCUUGACCGAGUGAAAAACAUUACUGGGCUGGUCGAGUGCUAUGCUAAGAAUGCCAAACUGAGGGAAGUGGCAAAUCUGGUUGUGGUAGCUGGUUACAAUGAUGUGAAGAAGUCAAAUGACAGAGAAGAAAUUGUAGAAAUUGAGAAGAUGCAUGACCUUAUGAAGGAGUACAACUUGCAUGGCCAGUUCAGAUGGAUGUCAUCCCAAACAAACCGAGCACGUAAUGGUGAACUCUAUCGCUACAUUGCUGACACAAGGGGUAUUUUUGUGCAGCCUGCCUUUUAUGAAGCUUUUGGACUUACAGUAGUGGAGGCCAUGACUUGUGGCCUUCCUACAUUUGCCACUUGCCAUGGUGGUCCUGCAGAGAUCAUUGAAAACGGUGUAUCAGGAUUCCAUAUUGAUCCAUAUCACCCUGAUCAGGUUGCUACAACCAUGGUGGAUUUCUUUGAAAAAUGCAAGGAGGAUUCAAGUCACUGGAAUAAAAUCUCGGAUGCAGGUCUUCAAAGAAUCUAUGAAAGGUAUACAUGGAAGAUUUAUUCUGAAAGGCUAAUGACGUUGGCUGGGGUUUAUGGUUUCUGGAAGUAUGUCUCUAAACUCUCGAGGCGUGAGACCCGACGAUACCUUGAGAUGUUCUAUACUCUUAAGUUCCGUGAUCUGGCAAAAUCUGUUCCCCUGGCGAUCGAUGACCAACAUUAAGCUGUGAGACACGAACCGGUGACUGGCACCAUAAUGGUAGAAUCUGAAUAAAGUUAUAUUUGUGUGAAUAUGUGUAAAAAUUCCUCUUAUGGAUGCCGUGUAUGGGAUAUAUUGAAAAUUAUCAUCACUCUAGUUUUUGGAUGAUGACGUGUAUGGGAUAUUUGGAAAAUCAUGGAUGACGUGGAUAUAUGAAAGCUAUUAAAUGUUGUGGUUUUAUGGCUGACA
Vitis riparia (riverbank grape) is the source of this 2934-nucleotide messenger RNA. Its product is annotated as sucrose synthase 2. The record is from RefSeq and is a predicted model, not a curated record. Gene Ontology annotation, biological process: sucrose metabolic process. The coding region runs from base 274 to 2709 and encodes 811 amino acids. The transcript has 15 exons. Gene Ontology annotation, molecular function: sucrose synthase activity. Lineage: Eukaryota; Viridiplantae; Streptophyta; Magnoliopsida; Vitales; Vitaceae.